This is a messenger RNA of Caenorhabditis auriculariae, 4764 nucleotides long. The record is from the annotation of a GenBank genome assembly. Lineage: Eukaryota; Metazoa; Nematoda; Chromadorea; Rhabditida; Rhabditidae.
AUGAAUUUGGUGACAAAAAUCGGCCAGGCGACGUCAUGGAGCUUCUACAUGUGUUUUCAUGGUCCCAAUGGGUUGGUUAUGUUCUAUUUUUCUAUUUUUUUGAUUUUUUAAAUUUUUUUUAUCAGGAAAAAAUCGUGCAAAACAUUUUUUUAUAAUAAUAGUCCUCACGGAAAUUUGAACUAGCUUCUCCCAGAUCUCAGCCAAGACUCUCAGCCACUAGACUAUACCUCCUUUUCUCAAAAAAGCUCAAUUUUCUUUCAAAAUGAACUAAUUGCCAGCCGGCGGACCCAGGGUCUCAAUGGCCCUGAGCGCCUGCAGCCCUCGUGUCCGUUGUGGUCUAGUGGUUAGGAUUUACGGCUCUCACCCGUAAGGCCCGGGUUCGAUUCCCGGCAACGGAAGACACUUUUUUGCUUGUCAUCUUCCCACUGAACCUGAUUGUAUAGAAUUAUUUUUGCACUUAAAAAGACGGGAAAAUGAUUCUUAGGUGUAAUUUAAUACAUAGAUGUUCGUUUUAUUUAAUUAUGGGUCUGAACAAUGUUGUUUGCUCCAAUUUUGUCUGGAUAAAACAGAGUAUGGCUCUUUUUUACCCUCAAAUGUGCUCCACUGACGAAUUUUCUGCAGUUGCCUUGUCCCAAGUCGACCAACGGAGGGUGAAACCGACAUUUCUCUACAAUCUGAAGAGCUCGAGGUGAAACUGAACACCUUGGCAAAGUGAAAAUUCAUUUUGAAGUUAAGAAACCGAAAAAAGUUUCAGGGAAAGAAGUCUAGAAAUCGAAAGUUACUUGACGGAUGAGAAAAAAACAGCGCAAGGAUUGAUCAAAAUUUUGUUGUUGGGUAAAAAAUAAAUUUUUCUAGCUUUACAAGAUGAUUUUUCAGGCGGACCAUCUUGUGGAAAAAGCACGGUUUUUAAACAAAUGCAGUGGGUUUUUUUUCAGACAAAGAGCAGCCUUUUUUUCUGAGCAAGCGCGCUCUAUCGAUAAAUAUUCAUUUUGAGUGGGAUAAUAGUUGAAAAUUGCAUUGAAAAGCUGGAAGGAGAAAUAAUAGAAAAAAAACAACUUUUUUUAAAAUUUGAAUUUUUCCGAUAAUUCUAAAGGUCAAAAUCAUUUUUUUAUAGCCUUUGAGAAAGCGCGCUCUAGUGAUAAAUAUUCAUUUUGAGAGGGAUAAUUGUUAAAAAUUGAGUCGAAAAGCUGGACAAAGGAGUAUUAGCAUUGUGAAACGGUUUAUUUUCCUUAAAACCCGAAUUUUUUCAAAUUUGAAUGCUCUACAAUGAUUUUAUAGGCCAACAUCAAUUUUUGAUAGCCUUUGAGAAAGCGCGCUCUAUUGAUAAAUAUCAAAAAAUGUUUCAGAAUAAUCCAUAAAGACGGCUUCAAACGGCCGGACCAACUGGAAUACUUCCGAGAGCUCAUCAAUCGGAAUAUUCGCGACAUUUUUCUACAAUUAUUGGCUGGAGCUAAUAUUUUGAAUAUUUCAAUCACUUCUAUUCAGGUCUUUUUUGCAAUAAGUCUCUCGAUAUUCGAUUUUCUGGGCCUCAGAUUAAUUAAAAAUGAUCAAUUUUUAUUUUUCCAUAUUCAGAAGCUCGUAGACUCCAUCGAAGCAUCGUAUCACCCGAUCGGAACUGACGAAAUCAAAGCGAUGACAAGGAAUCGGGCGGAAUUACUCAGCAAAUUCUGGCUCAGCGAACAAAUUCAGAAGGUUCCAACUUUUUUUUUCAACUUUGUGUAGCGUUUUUUACGACUAAAAGUGUGCUCUAACGAACUUAAACUGAAAGUUUUCAGGUAUUUAGCCAACGCUACGCCUUCCCAUUGAUGGAUUCAACACGAUAGUGAGUUCAAGACCAAAAAAGGAAUAAGCCUCUACUUGAGAACUCCAGAGUGGUCCCUAUAGGGGCAACCGUACUGGGAAAAGUUUUCAGUGCUCGGACAUUGGUAACGCGAAACGGACGUGCUCCGGACGUUUCUGCGCGAUUCUAGGGAUCACUUAAGAGUUCUGAGGCUACUAAACUGGUCACUAGAAAUGCCCCGACACGUCCGAUUCGCGUCCCGUUCGCGUUACCAAGGUCCGAGUGGCCACUAUAGAAGCUCGCCAAUAUACUUUUAUUACCUGACCCCGAUUCGUCUACGUUUCAACAUUGGCAUUUAUUCAGAUUUCAGUGUGUUUUGUUCAGUAAUUUCGCACUAGGAAAAGAUUGAAUGAACUUUUGUCGGUUUGCGAAACUGUAGUUAAUCUUCCACCAAAAACGGCCGUAUGUCAUCCUCAGUCGUCCUUUGUCCAAAGAAAAAAUGAGCUCAUGAAAAUUUUCGACUUUUCAAUGUCCCUAUUUUUUUCAAAGUCGAGCCUAGCCGCAGUUAGAAGCCUACCAGAAAACUAUCAGAUUUUCCCCAGAAUUUCUAUAACUUUACAAAGAUAAAAAUCCGUGAAAAAUCAAAACCAGGAAAUUUAUUUAUUUUUUUCCUUUUUUGCAAUUCCUCAAGGUUACAAGAUAAGUUUUGCCACGAAAAAGUUCACAAGUUUCCAUUUCACCACCAAAAAACCUAUCCAAAUUACCGUAAUACGACCGGCCGUCUCAAAAAAGCGUGAAAAGUGAACCGUACUGGGAAAAUUUUUAGUGGCCACUAUAGAGGCUCGCCAAGGACUACUUGGAGAGAACACUAAAGUGGCCACUAAACCCACCUCUAUAGUGGCCACUAUUUUCCUUCUUAGUGGCCACUAUAGAGGUUCUCUAUUUAGUGGCCCAUUCAGUGGUUUCUCAUCCAGUAAUCCUUCCAGUACUCUGAUAAUUUUGAAACAAACGAAUUAGACCAGUUAUGUUGAUCAAUUGACCCCUAAAGUGGCCACUAAAAUUUUUAGUGAUCUAUUAGAAGCACUUAGACCUCUAUAGUGGCAGCUAACUUUUAGCCACUACUACUAUAGUGUCCACUAAAAAUUUUCCCAGUACGGACCACUUUUUCUAUCCCUAGGAAUUCACUAAAGCUUGCAAAAGUGGCCCCUUCAGGGGACAUGCUAGUAGAUAUGAACUCAAGAAAAAUUUCUAUAAGGAAAAACUGAAUAAACAAGCGUUUUUUGAAAGAAAUUGAAAGACCACUAUAGGGACCCCUUAGGCUUUGUGGCUAAGGGGUCAGACGCUAAACCCUAUAGGGACCACCUUAAUUUUACCCCUAUAAACGUUUUCGACCCCUUUAGGGAUUAACCCCUACGGGGACUACUCUAAAAUCCCUAAGUAGCCCAAGUACGGUCAAUUUUUCAGCUUCUUGGAAAAUAUCCAACGAAUCGGCGAGAAGGACUACGUUCCGUGUGAAGAAGACAUUGUUCAUUCGCGUCAUCCAACUUUUUCCAUCACUUCAACCAAUUUCAUCUACAAUGGCUUGAAAAUGAGGUCCAUUCAUAUUCAUGCAAAAAAAAUUUUUCUCACAGAGUUUCAGGCAAUUUUUAAAAUAUUUGAAAUCAGCGUGAAAAACUGCACCUAAUGCACGUCAUUAAUAUUUUUGUCGCGCGCGAUGUCAUGAGCGAUGUCGCGAGCAAUGUCGCGCGCGAUGUCGCACACAAUGUCGCGUGCGAUGCCGCAUCGUUUUUCAAACUUUUCAGAACGCUCUCCGCACGCUUUUCAAAAGCUUGAACUGCAUUUUUUCAAAAAGACAAUAGUUGAGAAGUUCCUGACCGACUUCUGAAUGGAACCAGGCUCACUAGACGUAAUUUUUCACGCGGAUUUUAAAUAUGGUCUCAAAAACGCCUACUUCGAGUGACACUCAGAAGACUUAAUUUUUUAAAAAUGGCAAAAAAAGUUUGUUAAGAUUAGUCGAUGUCGGUGGGCAAAAAUCGCAACGCCGAAAAUGGCUCCAUUUGUUCGAUGACGUCAGAGUUGUGCUUUUCGUGGUCGAUCUGACGGGUUACGCGAAAAGAGACGAAGAAGAUAGAAAGGUUCAUUUUUGCUAAAGUUCACUAAAUAGGCAAAGUCUGAAGAACCCUUUGAGCGUCUGUUAUGGAUUAAAAGAUUUCCAUUAAUUAUUCCGAAACGGGUACCCCUUUUUUAACCUUUUUUCUAUCCUUUUUAAGCCCAUCCAGAAAAAAAAGGCUCUAUGAAGGCCUCAAAACGAAACCCUUUGAGCGGCCUUUUUGCACCCUUUUUUCACCCGUUUUUGAACCUUUUUUGCCCACCAAGAAAAAAAAAGGCUCAACAAAGGCCGCAAAACGAAACCCUUUGAGCGGCCUUUUUGCACCCCUUUUCCGCAUUUCCGUGCUAUUUUGAUUCUCAUCUUUAAAAUCCUCUAAUCCCAAAUUUCUAUCCAAAAGGCUUUACAAACCCGAUUAUUCACGACUUUCGCCAACUCAUAUAUUUUCCAGGAAAACCACAUGACCUCGACGAUGAAGAUUUUCAAAGAAAUCGCCACGAACAAAGUCCUCCGACCCGCCGUUUUGGUCCUUUUCUUGAAUAAAGUCGAUCUCUAUGAAGAGUUGCUGACGAGUGUCCGCUUUAGUGAUAAAUUUCCAGACUAUAAAGGUACUUUCAUUCUUUAAAUAUGAAGAAUAAGGAAAAUUUUAGGACCUAACAACGUGGAAGGGACAUCGACCUACAUAAAGGAUAAAUUUGUUCAAGCCGCAAAACCGAGGAAAUCCGUCAUUCCCCACUUCACAACAGCAACCAACACGGAAAACAUAAAGGUAGUCUUUUCCUCAUAAAUAUAUUAGUUAAUAAUUUUCCAGGUCGUUUUCCGGGGCUGUAUGGAAAGCGUCUUCAAGGCCAACUCGAGAGCAACCGGAUUAACAUGA